AUGGGGAAUAUUUUUCUUAGCAUAAAGCCGGCAUUGUUAAUGGUAUUGGUACAGAUUAUAUUUGCUGGUAUUAAUGUAAUGUAUAAGUUGGCUGCUAAUGACGGGAUGAGUUCAAGGGUUAUUGUGGCUUAUAGAUUCAUGUUCCCCGCUGUUAUCAUGGUUCUGCUUGCUCUUAUUUUUGAAAAGGAGAGCUUGAAGAAAAUUAGUAGAAAAGUACUCCUUCAAGCAUUUCUUUGUGGAUUAUUUGGGAUGGAGAAACUGGCGAUAAUAACAAAUGCAGGGAAAGCCAAAGUGUUUGGGACAUUAAUAGGAAUAGGUGGAGCAAUGGUAUUCACAUUUUACAAAGGUAUGGACAUAAACAUCUGGUCAACAAAUGUAAACCUUUUAAAGCAUCAUCACCAUCAAGAAGUAGGUCUUGGAUCUUCAUAUCAUGGCACUGGUCACUUCGCUAUCGGUGCUGUUUUCGGUCUUUUGAGUUGCAUUUCUUUCUCUUUGUGGUUGAUCAUUCAGCACUGCUUUGAUGUGUUUGAUGGGAUCAGUACAAGGAGCAUUGUAUUUAGUUUGUACUGUGAGGGAUUGGAAUCAAUGGAAGCUUGGGUGGAAUUGCUCUUGCUAUCAUGGGCUGUUAAGUUGAAGGGACCAUUGUAUGCAGCUAUAUUUAAUCCACUGGGGCUUGUGCUUGUUGCUAUUGUGGGAUCUUUGUUACUCGAUGAAAAGCUGCAUUUAGGAAGUAUCAUAGGGGGAUUAAUGAUAGUAUGUGGAGUAUAUGUGGUGCUAUGGGGCAAAGCCACAGAGAUGAAGCAAAAAACACUGUCAGUACCAGUACCAACAGUUGAUGAAGAGUCAAAUGAAAUAGAAGAAGAUGAACAAAGGGAAAAUACUGGAACUGAUGAAGAACAAGAGCAUGAAGGAACUGAAACUCCACCUGAAAUAGUUUUAGCUUAAAAUUUCGUCUUUUUUUUUCCCUCAAAACUAGAAAAAAAGAAAUUUGGCUAUUAGCAGCAACUUACAGUUUACUGCCAGAUAUAUUUGUUGUUUAUUAUAUAUUAUUAUAGCUUUGUAGCAGCAAUAUAUAGCUAGCAAUUUAUACGUUGUUUUUAUGAGUAGAAUUAUCCAACGGAA
Gossypium arboreum is the source of this 1122-nucleotide messenger RNA. RefSeq names its product WAT1-related protein At1g25270-like. The record is from RefSeq and is a predicted model, not a curated record. Gene Ontology annotation, cellular component: plasma membrane. Gene Ontology annotation, molecular function: transmembrane transporter activity. The coding region runs from base 1 to 945 and encodes 314 amino acids. The transcript is spliced from 6 exons. NCBI's taxonomy places the organism in Eukaryota, Viridiplantae, Streptophyta, Magnoliopsida, Malvales, Malvaceae.